UGAUGCGACUGAACGGUGAACGGACUUAACAAACAAAUGGUGACGGGUGACGGUCUAUGAUUAUUGACUGCGACAGCUCAUCGUUUGUAUAACAGUAGUUUUUUUGUACAUUCCAUCAACAAAAAUAUUGCUUUAUUAUUACUAUUUCUUUUAAUAAAAUGUGGGAUCCGACACAUGUGCAAGUAACAGUCCAAAGAGCCCGUGGAUUAUUAAUUAAAGGUAAAAACGGUACUAAUAACUGUUUUGUUACUAUUGCCCUCGGUAAAGAAAAGUUUCAAACUUCCGUGAAACACAAAGCUACUGAGAACGUCGAAUGGUUAGAAGAAUGUGAACUACGUAUUCCAUCUCACGGCAACACUGCUGAAAUCGUUUUGAAAGUUUACGACGAGGAUUUUGUAAAGGAUCACUUACUAGGUCAAGUAUCGAUUCCGUUAAAAGACCUCGAUGUCUAUGAACGUCCAAGAAAUCGCUGGUAUACAUUGCAAGGUAAAACUGGGAAAGAAAGUGAUAAAAAAAGAGGCGAGCUUGAAGUUAAAAUAGGUUUUACAGUAAAAGAAGGAAGCCUGACAGAUCUUAGCAAAAAGGAAAAACAUAAAUCAUCUUUGUCAAGUAUUGCUCAGAAUGUAGGCGGAAGCCUUAUGAGUAUCGGAAGCAUUGAAAAACGUAAAGGUAUCAAGAAAUUCGCUAAGAAUCUUGGUUCCAAAAUUAAUCUGACAAAGAAAGAUAAGAAAAGUGAUACUUUAUCACUUGAUGGCAGUGUGGGGAAUCUCAAAACUCCGACUUUGCUGACGCCCGACCAUUCAACACCAAAAAGAUUGUCAGGGGAAGCAGACCCUGGUGUAAUUAGUGAAGAUGAAGAUGAAUUUGCUUUUGAUGAUCUGUCCCAUAAAAGUUCUGGGAGUUCACUCAAUGUCCACACACUACCAAGAGGGCAUAAAUAUACUCCAUCGCCAGUUAAUGCUUCCCUUGAAAACCUAGGAGGUGGAGAAUUCUUAAGAAGAUCAACAAGCAGUAACUUAGCAGUACCUGAUAAGUUAGCACCUCAAAAACCUGUCCGCUUGAGUUUAGACACAUUCACAGCUCCGCAGCUGCCUGCUCAAGUGAUAGAUAAAAAUGAUGAGUGGUCCCAAAAACUUUAUUCCCGUCCAAAAUCCAAUAGCCAGAGUACUAUUGACAGAGAAAAGUCAUCAAGUCUAGAAAGAAAUAAGAAACUGGAUAGUCCCAGUUCUCUGAAAGAAAAGCCUAGCCCAAAGUUCUUUAAAAAGUUUGGUAACAAUAACAAACCAAAGAAAUUGUUAGAGGAGCGAAUUAUUGUUGGUGAAGAGAACAUUGUUGAAGAAGAUGCUAUCAAUCCAGCCUUUAAUAACAUUCCUAAGACGGUCUUGCAACAGUUUGAUGGAAAGACAAGAGAAGAUUUAAUUGUCAUGAUCUACAACAUGCAAAAAGAUGCAGAAGCUGAAAAGAAGAAGAAUAAAGAUUUAGAAAAUUAUUUAGAUGAAUUGUUGCUUCGAGUUAUGGAAACAACACCAAGAAUCUUACAAAACCCAUACACAAGAAACAACAGUAUGCAUAUGAGAAACAAGUGAAUUUAAAACUUUCUGAAAUCAAUAUUUACAAUGUCAGGAGUGAAUUAUAUUAAUAUGAUAAUCACUGUUUUGAAAAUUUUACAGAAUUGAGUCCAUCCAAAGUAAAAUUAUUAAUGCAAAGAUUGUGUCAUAGUGGAUUAGUAUGUCUAAAUAUGGUAUAAUUUAAAAUUAAUAAAAAUUUAAAUGGAUGCCUUGAGAACUGUGGCACAGUAUUAUAAAAUAAACUUAGGUAAGUACUUGUCAGUUCAGUUAUGAGAUUUCUAGUUAUAAACAUGUUACAUUAUUUCUCAUUAUUUAUUAUGCAGGUGAAAUUAAAAUGUACUUCCUUAUGUUCAUUAAUUGCUAGUAAGAUUUCUUCAACCUAGUGCCUUAUAAAUUUUACUAAAUCUGUGAUAAAAGCAAAUUUGAUUUGAUACAGAAAUAUAUUGCUUAUUUGAUAAAUUACUAUGAGAAUUAUGAAACUAUUAGCUACUAAAUAUUUCAAACAUACUCAAUUUAUACAUAAUAUGUCUAUGUUAUUAACUCAUCUAUAUAUCUAUAUUUUUAUAUCAUUAAAAGCAAACAUGCUAACACAUCACCUAUUGUUAUGUGACCACUUUAACCUUGGUGCCAAAUUUUGUUGUUUGAAAAUUGUGGAUAAUUUUACUACCAAAUCAAGAUUUUUAUUUUUGUAUUAUCUGAUAUGAUAUGGAAUGUAUUCAUUUGUAAAUCUACAAUCUACAAGUUUUACAACCCUAAAAUAUAGUAACUUUUUGCUUCUAUGGAAAUAUUAUUAAUCCCAUGGGUGCGGAGUUAUUUGAGAAUAUAUUUGCAUGUGGAACGGAAUAACUUUUGAUUGCUUGGAGUAUUAUGUAAAGGCAGUACAUUUAAUUUAAGAAUGUUAUUUAUAAAAUAUUAAAAGUUUAAUUUUUGGUUUGACGUCUUAAACACGUCAUCCGUUCUUAGGGGGGAAAAGCAAAUGACGUAAAUGUAAUGAAACAAAAAGAAAAGCAAACUGGAAACCAUAUGUGUGUCACAAUUAUUAAUAUCUAAAUAUAGAAAACUAUUAGUUGAUUUGUGAAAUACUAUUAUUGCAUUGCAUAUAUUUUAUGAAUGUAUAUAUACUUUAUCAUUUUUAUAACUACAGUGAACCUUUGCUAAAUAAGUUUUGGGCAGUAUUGAAGUAUUUAGGUGACUCUUUCAAUUUGUCUGGGCGAAUUACAAACAGACGACAUUCACAAUCGAUCAGUUACAUAAAUAUGAGUGGGUGAAUCAUGUGUUUAGUGAUUCACUUAUAAUGAAAACUCUUAACGAGUCAUGUAAUAAACCAUAGACAUACCGGUUUAAAAGAGUUGACCAUUAUUAUUGUUUAUAUAACUUUUUUACAAAAAAUGUAGCUAUUUCAUAGACAAAACUGAGUUUCAAAUUACUUCAUAAUAUGUGCAAUAUGAAUUAGCUCAUAAGUAAUUAUACAUCUCAUUUAUUAAUGAAAGGCAAUUUAGGUGUAAUACAUAUCAAGGUCCAAGUUGUUAUGUCUGAAACAUGGAGAAAAAGUUCAUAUUACUUUGGUACUAGAUGAACAAGCCUUUAUUUACUUAAAUUUAUAUUAGUGUUAUUAUUCUUAUGUAGUUGUGUUAUUUCAGUGCAGUCAGCAAAAAACAUCGAUGAUUUUUAAUCUUCCUUCACUUACACUUAUGUUCACCAAUACACACAGCUGAGCACUGGGCUCUCUGACCUUUUUAAGACUUGGACUGCAGUGAGAAUCACACAACUAUUAUAUUUAUGGUUGCAUAUUGAACAAUGUAACCUUGAUUAUAUUCUCCACUGAGUGAGUUGAUAAAUUGUAAUUUUAGAAAUAGGAUACUAUAAGCCUUACUUGUAAUUCAAAGAUUUGUUUAGUGUUUAUUUAUUUUUUAUUUCAUUUAAAUACUAAAAUUGAUUUUAUUUACUUCCUUUACCAUUUUUCAUUAACCAUCAAUUGUUUGAUUUUGAACUUAUUUUUUAUUAACAAUUAAACUACUAACUCUUAAAUUAUUUAGUUCAUGUAUCUAAUAGUUAAGAGUAAAGUAUGUUUAUAUUCAUUGAUU
Molecule: messenger RNA, 3652 nt
Organism: Papilio xuthus (Asian swallowtail)
Lineage: Eukaryota; Metazoa; Arthropoda; Insecta; Lepidoptera; Papilionidae
Gene: Rip11
Product: Rab11 interacting protein
Exons: 1
Coding region: 159-1586 (475 amino acids)
Biological process (GO): regulated exocytosis
Cellular component (GO): intracellular membrane-bounded organelle
Molecular function (GO): small GTPase binding
Source: RefSeq, a predicted model, not a curated record